Molecule: messenger RNA, 3466 nt
Organism: Sebastes umbrosus (honeycomb rockfish)
Lineage: Eukaryota; Metazoa; Chordata; Actinopteri; Perciformes; Sebastidae
Product: LIM domain-binding protein 3-like
Exons: 14
Coding region: 159-1934 (591 amino acids)
Biological process (GO): actin cytoskeleton organization; muscle structure development; heart development
Cellular component (GO): adherens junction; filamentous actin; stress fiber
Molecular function (GO): muscle alpha-actinin binding; actin binding
Source: RefSeq, a predicted model, not a curated record
GCAAGGCGGCGCAGGGUAACUUGGUCCAGGGUGAUGUCAUUGUCGCUAUUGAUGGUGUCGGCACUGACGGGAUGACUCACCUGGAGGCCCAGAACAAGAUCAAGAUGGCCAAUUAACAACCUGGCGCUCACCAUGACAAGGCGAAGCGUCCCGUUCCGAUGCAAACACCGAGAAUCGACAUCCCUUUUCCCAUGAUCCCUCACCAACAGAUUUUGUCCCCCGCUGCUCCCAAUGCCGGCUUCAACCCCGCCGCGCUCCCCACCCAUAAGCCCAUAGAGGUGAAGGGCCCCGGCGGCAAGGCCACCAUCAUCCACGCCCAGUACAACACGCCCAUCAGCAUGUACUCACAGGACGCCAUCAUGGACGUCAUCGCAGGGCAGACGCAGGGGAUGGGGCAUGACGCUGGUCCUCUCCCAGUUAAAGAUGGUCUUGUAGACUCCCCGGUCUAUCAGGCCGUCCAGAGUGCAGAGAAAGACCAGGACCUGGGUGAAUGGGGCCGACGCAGCGGCGCAGUCAACAUGCAGUCCAAGUCCUUCCGGGUCCUGGCCCACAUGACCGGCACCGAGUCCUUUCCAGGGGAGGAGGAGGAGGAGCAGGAGGCUCUGAGGCGCAGCAGCCCCACUGACCAUGCUCCAGCUUCUGCCGGCUCCGUCCCUGCUGCUCUGGACCCAGCUUCACCUGGCCCCGCCCCUCACAGUCUGAAGCGACAGUCUGCCGCUGGUUACGGCCUCCAGCACAGAGCUGCAGUCUCCAGCCAGUACAGUCAGCCUCCUGCCAUGCAUCAGGCUCCACAAGCCCCUCUGCAGCAGCAGCAGCAGCAGCAGCAGCAGUACCAGCCAAUGCCGCAGCAGUAUCAGCAGCCACCCCCGCAGCAGUAUCAGCAGCCACCCCCGCAGCAGUACCAGCAGCCACCCCCGCAGCAGUACCAGCAGCCACCCCCGCAGCAGUACCAGCAGCCCCACACGCAACAGGCCCCGCCCACUCAGCAGAGCUCCAUUCAGAUCCCUCUUGGCUCCGCCCCUUCCAAGGUGGUCAGCACCGCCUGCAUCUACCCCUCCCAGCCAGCUUCAGCUCCACCUCCGGCUCAUCAUGCUGCUGCCCCGGCUGGCCCAGCCCCGGCUCCAGCUGGUCCCGCCUCCUCUAACCGACCCCCCUGGGUGUCCGACACCAACUUCGCCGACAAGUUCGACCCCAGUAAGAUGACCACCACCACCAUGAAGGUGCAGCCGCUGCCUCAGGGCGCCCCUCCUCCACCAGCAUACAUCCCCAACCCCUCUUCCGCUGCACCUGCAGCCCCCAGCCCCGCCCCUAUCACAGCAAGCCCCGCCCCGUUCUCACCUGUGGCGAGGGGCGUGGCCCAAAGGGCGGAAAGGUUCGCCGCCAGCAGCCGUACUGCUCUGUGUGGGUCCUGCAACAGUGUCAUCAGGGGCCCUUUCCUGGUGGCACUGGGCCGGUCCUGGCACCCCGAGGAGUUUAACUGUCACUACUGCCACAUGUCUCUGGCUGACGUCAGCUUCGUGGAGGAGCAGAACAGCGUCUACUGUGAGAACUGCUACGAGGAGUUCUUCGCUCCGACCUGUGCCCGCUGCAACACCAAGAUCAUGGGGGAAGUGAUGCACGCCCUGCGGCAGACGUGGCACACCACCUGCUUUGUGUGCGCGGCCUGCGGCAAAGCCUUCGGAAACAGCCUCUUCCACAUGGAGGACGGAGAGCCGUACUGUGAGAAAGAUUACAUCGCACUGUUCAGCACUAAGUGUCAUGGCUGUGACUUCCCGGUUGAAGCUGGUGAUAAGUUCAUCGAGGCUCUGGGCCACACCUGGCACGACACCUGCUUCGUCUGUGCAGUUUGCCAUGUGAACCUUGAGGGCCAGCCUUUCUACUCAAAGAAAGACAAACCUCUGUGCAAGAAGCACGCUCACGCCAUCAACGUGUAGACCAACCAGCUGCAGUGCUGCUCCUCUGACCAUCACCGGGAGCCAACGACAACAACUUUUACAAGAUGUGUGUAAACGCUCUGCGAACGCAAAAUACACUUUGUUUUUUUUCUUUUUGUGCAUUAAUAUGAAUGAUUAAAACGCCGCCGCCUGAUGCCCCUGCUUCAAAACAGAAACAAAAACAAAGUCAUGAUGUUUUCUGUUAUCCAUCCAACCCACUUUAUUAUGUUCUUUUAUUUUUUCAUAUGUUUUCUACCAGAAACUACUUGUGUGUUCGAUGUGACCGCUGUGCUGUUUUUUAUAUGGAGUCUGGAGUGUGCCAAAUUUAUUUAUUAGUUAAUAAACGGAUAAAUGUCAAAUAAAUAUUUAUAACUCAAUUGAUAAUGCAACAAUAAUUUAGAAUAAAGACAUUAUUACAUUUAAUAAUUUUGAUAAUUUAGUCAUUUGUAGCUUGGAUUACAUUGCUUUGGACAAAAGCGCCAAAUGAAUAAAUGUAAAAGUCAAUUUUAAUAAUUCACUUUAAAAGUUGAAAUGAAGUUAUUUUAAAAUGCAUAAUUUAAAAGUUUAAAAUUAAUUGCAAUUCCAUUUAAAAAUUAUUUUGACUUUUAAAGAAAAAAUAAGUAAGUAUAAUUAUUACUUGCAAGAUUUAAUAAGGUUUUUUUUUUAUUUUACUUUUUUUACUUUGAGUAUUGUUAUGUUCCCAAUGACAUUUUGAAUUAAUUUCUUUAUCUUUUUUUAUGUAUCAAUUUAAAAAUUAAUGAUAAGAUAUAUACAAAACAUACUGGGAAAUUAGGAUUAUUCCAGUGGCACACUCGGGACUCCAUAAAUUUGAACUGCACAGACCUAGUUUGUCUCCAGAAUAUUGUUCUCAUUAUAUCUUGGACUUGUCUCGGUAAUGUGCCUAUUUUGAUUUAGGCUUUUUUAGGUCUUUUGAAUGUUUUUUUUUCACUUAACAAAACUAACAAAAAUAUUUUAUUAACGUUUGGUUCAGCACUACAAUGUAAAAUAGAAAACAGACUGUAUAGAAACCAAAAUGUCCUCAAAGUUCAGUUCAUUGUUUCUUCAGAACAGCAGAUAUUGUAGAACAGUGAAGCAUCACUGUUACAUUUUAAAAACAGUUUAUUUCCUGCAGCUGUGUAACAAUGAAGAAACCUUAUCUGAACUAUUUCUGACAUGCUGUGAGACUGGCAGUGAAUGUAACACGACCAGGUGUUUCACCGGCCUCAUUCCAGCAGGUUCACCUGUGUGGUCGAAUCUAAAAAACAAGUCUAAGUGCACAAUGAUAGUCUACUGUGGAAGUCCCCAGUCCCACCAGAACAUGACACAGCAAACCCCCUGACAGUCUGAUUGGCCAUCCCUGGAGCCCUGCCUACAAGAGUCAGAAGGUGAUAGGUAGUUGGCUUCAUGGAUGGAUGACUGAACGGGCCUAUUGGGUACAGGUUUGGGGUUGCUGGACUCGAACCUCUGUAUGAAAUGACUGUUUCCAGUGAUUGGAAACUGGAAUAAAACAAUUACGAAAAGACACAAAACAA